Ostrea edulis (European flat oyster) is the source of this 945-nucleotide messenger RNA. RefSeq lists its product as uncharacterized. The record is from RefSeq and is a predicted model, not a curated record. Bases 63 to 926 code for a protein of 287 amino acids. The transcript is spliced from 4 exons. NCBI's taxonomy places the organism in Eukaryota, Metazoa, Mollusca, Bivalvia, Ostreida, Ostreidae.
CUAUAAAUGUUCGUAACAAUAAAGAUAACGGCUUGUUCAAUCAUUUCAAGAUUUGCACGAACAUGCGCUGUCUCUUGCUUUGUCUCCUUGUCCGCUAUGCAUGCUCCUUCAUAUUGGAUGAUCUUCACCAUUGUCCGCACUACUCCUCCGUCUCCUCUUUCUUGAGUCACAUUGGGGUUAAUGUUCACACAUCCGGGACAUUCGGCAUCAGUGACCUGGAUGUGACUAAUGACCCCAAAAGCUCCUCAUGCACCGUGCUUAAGGCAAAUUACGCAAAGGGAAGCCAUUCACACACACAUGACUUGACGCGAGGAGCCCAGUUCUUCGUCACGCCAUCUGGUUAUCCAAAUGGAGCCACUGACGUCACAUUGAGCUAUGAUGUGUAUUUCCCGAGUUCAUUUUCGUGGGUAAGAGGCGGGAAACUUCCUGGUGCGUACGGACACAGCACCCAUUGCUCCGGAGGACGGGACUCAAAUCACUGCAUCUCUACUCGAUUCAUGUGGAGAGCAAAUGGACUCGGAGAACUGUAUCUCUAUUUUCCCAAGGGAUCUCAACCAAAUUUCAGCACUUGGGCGAAACAUCAACAAGCAGAAAUCGUCACCAAUGACAAUUACGGGGUCUCUAUUCGCUCUCCGAGGUUUGUUUUCACACACGGCAAGUGGAUAAAUUUAAAACAGCAAAUACACCUCAACUCAGUCCAUAGCAGCGGCCACGGAAAUGCAGACGGUUGGAUUAAAGUUUUUAUGAAUCACGAGUCGAGUCCCGUCAUGAUGAUUCAAGAUGCAGUUUUACGAAAAUACGAAGACGUAAAGAUUGAUGGCAUCUUCUUCUCUACUUUCUUCGGUGGCCAUGACGACUCUUGGGCGUCAGCCCAUACCACGUACACUUUGUACAAAAAUUUCCAAAUCUCAGUUGGUCAUCAUUAAAAUUUGUUGACAACACUUA